AUGGUCCACCGAAAUCCCUCAAUAGACAGAGAUGAUGACAACGACGCUGAUAUCACCGGUCUCCUGUACGCGCCGGAAGUGAUCCUGGAGAUCCCGGAGAACACCGUCAAGAAGAAUGUCAAGAAGGAGUUGUGGAGACAAGGGCUGCUGAACGUGUUUUAUAUCGCGUCAUGGUACUUCUUCUCGCUGUUGCUGUCGUUAUACAACAAAUGGAUGUUCUCACCGCAGCAUCUCAACUUUCAUUAUCCACUAUUCAUCACAUCGUUCCAUAUGAUUAUGCAAUUCGGUAUGGCCGCCGCCGUGUUAUACUUUAUCCCACGAUUUCGGCCACCACGGGAUAGCUUGUUCAGUUACGGCGACUACGUGAAGAAGAUCGGUCCAUGUGGUAUGGCGACCGGCCUUGAUAUUGGAUUGUCCAACGCGAGUCUGAAGACGAUCAGUUUGGCCUUUUACACUAUGGUCAAGUCAUCAUCCCUCGGCUGGGUCCUCCUGUUCGCAUUCAUCUUCCGCCUCGAGAAGCCGCGAGCAAGUCUGAUUAGCGUCAUCGCGUUGAUUACUGUCGGGGUUGUGCUGAUGGUUGUCAAAGAGACAAACUUUGUCCUGAUCGGUUUCCUCCUCGUCCUCACCGCCUCGGCACUUGGCGGACUUCGAUGGUCGCUCACCCAGAUUCUUCUUAAGAAGAACCCGGCGACGUCUAACCCAUUCUCGACGAUCUUGGUUUUGGCGCCAGUUAUGUUCGUCACACUUAUCGUGAGUGCAAUCGUUACGGAGGGUAUUAGCGGCUUUUUCACCAAGAUGGGAGAGAUCUGGCACGAGAAAGGGAUUCUGACGAUUGGGAUCUUGUUGUUUCCUGGUUUCCUGGCCUUUUUUAUGACAGCUGCGGAAUUCUCACUCAUCCAGUGCACCAGCGUCGUGACGCUCUCCGUCGCCGGCAUCUUCAAAGAAAUGCUCACGAUUCUUGUGGGUCAUGUCGUAUUCCGCGACUCUCAAUUCAGCGCACUCAACAUAUCGGGGUUGCUUGUCACGAUCCUUGGUAUCGCGCUUUACAACUACCUUAAGAUCAAGCGGAUGAAGAAAGAGGCGACUCAGGCAGCAAGGGAUAAACUACGGCCCCAGGACGAAGAACACGCAGAUACUCGGAGUAGAAAGGUGCAGGAGGACGAUGACGAUGUGGUGUUCGGAUUGGGGAGCGAGGAUGAGAACAAUGAUGAGGACCACCAACAGAUUGGGAGACGACAGUCACAAGGGUCACAUCCAUCACAAGAGGAGACCAGACUACUUCGACCAACACGAUAA
This is a messenger RNA of Saitoella complicata NRRL Y-17804, 1296 nucleotides long. Its product is annotated as TPT-domain-containing protein. The record is from RefSeq and is a predicted model, not a curated record. Gene Ontology annotation, cellular component: Golgi apparatus; cis-Golgi network; endoplasmic reticulum-Golgi intermediate compartment. Gene Ontology annotation, molecular function: antiporter activity. The transcript is spliced from 8 exons. Bases 1 to 1296 code for a protein of 431 amino acids. Gene Ontology annotation, biological process: UDP-glucose transmembrane transport. NCBI's taxonomy places the organism in Eukaryota, Fungi, Ascomycota, Saitoellomycetes, Saitoellales, Saitoellaceae.